CUGCUGCUGCGGCUCCGCACACAGACUCAGACCGUCACCCAGUGAGUGAGGGUGGGCUUCUUCGACAGCGUUACCCCCCUGCUGCUUGCGUGGACCUCGGUUAAACACAUUUCCGGUUGUUUUUUAGAGGGUGUCCGCGUCUGUUUAGAAGAUUUUGGAGUUAAUUCGUGUGUGUGUGUGUGUGUGUGUGUGUGUGUGUGUGUGUGUGUGUGUGUGUGUGUGUGUGUGUGUGUGUGUGUGUGUGUGUGUGUGUGUGUGAGAUUUCGAUGUUGUUGCUGUUUUAUCAAGGGAACGUGCGAGACCUUUAGGACAGAGAGCAGACGUCCGUCCACUUCACCACAGCAGCGUACUUCACACAGCUAAACACCAUGGCUGCCGCUCUCAUCAAGCUCUUCUUCUUCCUUCACACCUUCACUGGCUCAGCGCUGGAAUCGGCCUCUGAGCAAGUCCUCCCCGAGAUCCAGCCACACCUCACCAGCUGUGUCUCUGCCAACAUGGAGACUUUCCGCUGCAGAUGGAACGUCGGCACUUCCCAGAGCCUCUCCCAGCCAGGAGACCUCCGCUUAUUCUACAUUAACAAAUUACCCCCCUACGGUUCUCUCAAGGAGUGGCGUGAGUGUCCCCACUACAGCACCGACAGGCUGAAUGAGUGCUUUUUCAACGAGAACCACACGUCCAUCUGGACAUAUUACAGGGUCCAGCUCCGCUCCGGGGAUCAAGCCAACCUCUAUGACGAGAAGCACUUCAACGUUCAAGACAUCGUGCAACCGGAUCCUCCAGUCGGCCUGAACUGGACUCUGCUGAAUGUGAGUUUGACCGGCACUUACUAUGACAUCAUACUGAGCUGGAAGCCGCCUCAGUCCGCAGACGUGGAGAUGGGAUGGAUGACGCUGCAGUACGAGAUCCAGUACCGCAACGUCAACUCUGACCAGUGGGAAGUGGUCGACCUUGUGAAAAGCACACAGCGCUCCAUUUAUGGGCUUCAAACUAACAUCAAUCACGAGGUUCGGGUCCGGUGCAAAAUGCUCGCUGGGAAAGAGUUUGGAGAGUUCAGCGACUCUUUAUUUGUGCUCGUCCCAUCUAAAGUGUCGAGCUUCCCAGUGGUGGCCUUGCUCGUUUUUGGUGCCCUGUGCUUAGUGACCAUCACGAUGUUUGUUAUCAUAUCGCAGCAGGAAAAGUUGAUGGUUAUUCUUUUGCCUCCUGUUCCUGGACCUAAAAUAAAAGGAAUUGACCCUGAACUACUCAAGAAAGGGAAGCUGCGGGAGUUGACAUCCAUCCUGGGCGGCCCUCCAGAUCUGAGGCCGGAGCUGUACCACAACGACCCCUGGGUGGAAUUCAUCGAUCUGGACAUCGAGGAGCAGAACGAGCGACUGACGGACCUGGACACGGACUGUCUCGUAGAGUGCUCGCUGUCCUCCGACAACUCUCCCCCGUCCAUCGGCUUCAGAGACGACGACUCGGGCCGGGCCAGCUGCUGCGACCCCGAUCUCCCCAGCGAGCCGGAAGCGUCGCCGUUCAUUCCUCUGAUCCCAAACCAAACCCACAGCAAGGAGCCGUCGUGCCCAACCGCCUGCGAGCCAAGCCCCCCGGUCCAGAGCCCCGCCACCGGGGAGCCUCGGUCUGUAGCACCGGGCCGAGAGGCGCUGUACACCAAAGUGAGUGAGGUGAGGUCUUAUGGCAAAGUGCUGCUGUCGCCUGAGGAACAGACUAGCCAAGACACCGAGAAAGACAUCAUGGCGCAGAAGGAGAAAGAAAAAAACGAGUUCCGGCUCCUGGUGGUGAAUCCAGAUCACGGAGGUUACACCUCAGAGCUCAACGCAGGGAAAAUGAGCCCCAGAUCGUCCACAGGAGACAUGAGUGAACCCUGCCAGACAGACGGAGACUUGAGUUAUUCACCAUCCCGCGAAUCAGAUAGCACCCCCAUGUCCCCUCUUUCCCCUGCACCUGUCUACACCGUGGUCGAGGGUGUCGACAGGCAGAACAGCCUUUUACUGACUCCCAACUCGACGCCAGCCCCCCAGCUCGUAAUCCCAAAAGUCAUGCCGACGCCAGGCGGCUACCUGACCCCUGAGCUUAUGGGAAGCAUCACGCCCUAGAUCAGCGGUGAACUUGCAUAAAGUUAAGACUUUUCAAUCCAAGGCACAGAUAAGCUUAGGAACAGUCUUGGAGAUUGACUAUUAAGGGGGCCCAAGGUUGAGUGUUAAAUAUCAGGUCUCCUAAAAUACUUAGAGGACAUCUGUGCCUGUCCUGCCAGCUGCCACCACCUCUGUCCACCCGCUGCUCCCCCUCUGACACGGCUGUAAAGGGUUAGUUGGAGGUUAGGUAUGAGGGAGGAAGAGCAUGUAAAAAUGUGUUUUUUCAUCAAAAAGGCAAAGAGAAAGUCUAUCAUGAAUAGGGUUUGGCAUCGUUUUGAUUUUAACAAUUCCGAUUCUUCUUUUGGAUUCCGGUUUUUAUCAAUUCCGAUUCUCUGAGGGGCGGAGCUGAAACGGGCCACAUGCUUAUUUCACAGAUAAGAGGAAAAUGUUAUUUUGAUUCAAGGGUGAUUUGCAGUUUUACUGGGCUUUUUCAAUGUAAAAUAAAGCUACACUGACUGCAACCAGGGCUUUAAAUUAACUUGUUUAAUCACCAGCCAACAUGGCUUGUAGAUUUUUAAAGUUACCAGCCAAUCAGAUUUACCACUAGCCACGUUUGUUUUUUUCCCUAACUAACUUUACUGUAAUUUCAGCUUGACUGGUUUGUUUGGUUCCGUUUGUCUUCUCCUUUUCAGCGUAGCUCGUAAUCACUAGGCACGUAGCUGAGUUGUCUGACACAUCACAACUUACUGUUCAUGGGAAAUGUAGGAUUAGUACCACAAGCAAUGUUGUCAGAUGAAGAUUACGUUUCCAAGGCAAAGACACACAAAACCGCCCAAAUUUCUUGGCAGAAAACAGAUCAAUCUGGAAACACUGACUUGUUGCAUCGUUUCUGCACCCUGCUGAUUCAAACAGACACUUCACGUCAUUCAUCACCAGCCAAAUUGGCUAGAAACUUUUAAAUGUUACCCGCCAAAGUCUACUUUUACCCGCAUUUGGCGGGUUGGCGGGUGUCAAUUUAAAGGCCUGACUGCAACACAAGAAGCCCGUGGAAGUACGGUGGCCGCUACGGAAACCCAAACUUGCGCAUUAAACUUGGAUAUGAUGAUCAGAUUCUAAACCAAAUUUUCCAAACAAUUCCAUUAAAAAAAGAUUCCAUUGAACGGAAUCAAUUGAAUUGAAUUGAAUUGAAUCAUAAUUCUUGAAACGAUUCCAAGUUGUAACCGGUUCUCGAUGCCCAUUCCUAUCAUUUUGAGUCAAAUUUCUGUCUAAUGUCCAAUAUUUACUCUCCUUUAUCUCGUCAGGUUUGGUCUCUGGUCAACUCCUGAGAAAAAUAUGUAUCUCUUCUAUCAGCUUAAUGCUCUAUAGUCUUCACCAGCUAGCCGCUCAUUUUGUGUGUCUGCAGUUUGGUGCUAUAAGCCAAAAGAGGCUAAAAAGCUCUAAAGAGUUGCAGAGUUGGUGGCAAUUUUCUGUGGUUUUGUCACUACGAGUCCCAUCUUUGACAUUAUAGGUACUCAUUUAGUUCAGUGUUGACAUAGAAAAUAUUGAAAUAAGCUUUAAAUAACAGUACAUUUAAUUGUACAGUCACAUGGUCCAUUCCUAUCAUCUUGUACAUAUCAAAAGCUUUCAUUUUGAUAAAAUCAGGUCAUACUGUAUACUCUGUGAAAGUACCUUUUAUGAAUCCAACAUUUUUGUAUGCUUUUCAUAAGGUUUUCAUUCCUUUUUCAGGCUUUAAGAUCAAUAUUGCUGAAAUGAAAAUGUUAUUUAACUGAUAAGGAACUCAGCCUUUUUCUAUACUCAUAUAUCAUGUUUGUGCCAACACAUGAACUCCCGGAAAAGUAAAAUACAGCAUGGCAUGUACGCAUGUAAAAUGAUCAUCUGAUAAUAUUAGAUGCUUAUUCUUUUGAUGCCAUUAACAUAGCCUACCAUAUUUUUUUAUUUAUUUUCUAAACUGUGAAAUGUUUUCAGAGCCGACAGCCGAAAUAAUUUGGAUUGCCAGUCUUAUGCUCAGUCAGUGUUCUUUCUUUUUGAGUGCAGGAGUUUGUAUUUUUCAGUUGCUUUCUGGUUGACAUACAUUUCAUGCAAAUUUUGGGAAAACGUGGUCAUCAGUGUUGAAUUUGUAAAGUUACUGCGUUAUAACUGAUCAAGUGUUACAAAUAAACAACUUUCAUACUUUU
This is a messenger RNA of Sander lucioperca (pikeperch), 4249 nucleotides long. It is a transcript of the gene ghrb, whose product is annotated as growth hormone receptor b. NCBI's taxonomy places the organism in Eukaryota, Metazoa, Chordata, Actinopteri, Perciformes, Percidae. The record is from RefSeq and is a predicted model, not a curated record. Gene Ontology annotation, molecular function: protein binding. Bases 369 to 2096 code for a protein of 575 amino acids. The transcript has 10 exons.